GGCGCGCAAGUCGGGAUGUCGAGGCGCUCCCUGGAGGACCGGGACGCUCAGACCAGACAGCUGCAAGAUGCUGUCACAAACGUGGAGAAGCAUUUUGGAGAACUGUGCCAAAUCUUCGCCGCCUACGUGCGGAAAACCGCCCGGCUGCGCGACAAAGCCGACCUCCUGGUGAACGAACUCAACCUGUAUGCCUCCACCGAGACCCCGCAUCUCAAGCAGGGCCUCCAAAACGUGGCUGAUGAGUUUGCCAAACUUCAGGAUUACCGGCAGGCAGAGGUUGAAAGACUUGAAACCAAAGUUGUUGAACCUUUGAAAGCUUAUGGGAACAUUGUAAAAAUUAAACGGGACGACCUCAAAGAAACAUUAAGAGCAAGGAAUCAAGAAGCUAAGCAGUUAAUUCAAUUAGAAAGAACACGCCAGCGAAACCCAUCCGAUCGACAUGUUAUUUCACAGGCAGAAAGUGAAUUACAUAGAGCUACAAUUGCUGCAACCCGAACAAGUCAUCACCUGGAGGAAACUAUUGACAAUUUUGAAAAGAAGAAAAUAAAGGAUAUAAAGACUAUAUUUUCAGACUUCAUCACAAUUGAAAUGACAUUUCAUGGGAAAGCUUUAGAGCUCUACACUGCUGCCUACCAAAAUAUACAAAAGAUUGAUGAGGAUAAAGAUCUAGAGGUCUUUCGAAAUUCUCUGUAUGCACCAGGUUAUCUACCUCGUUUAGAUAUUGUAAGAGCAAAUUCAAAGUCACCUCUUCAGAGACUGCUGUCAGCUAAGUGUGUAUCUGGAACAGGACAGGUAUCCACCAGUCAAAUAAGAAAGGAUCAACUAGCAGAAGAUGAUGAAGGUGAAAAGUCAGUUUUUACAGAAGAAAAUUCAUUUUCUUAAGUAAACUUCUCAUUUCCACUUUCACCUUACAUGACUUGAAAUCUAGGAUUCCUAAAUUGUAAAGCAUUAUACUCACUUUACACAUGAAACCUCAAAACAAAAUCCUACUAGAAUUGGAAAAAAUUAAAGGAAAUUUAUGCU
Carlito syrichta (Philippine tarsier) is the source of this 1023-nucleotide messenger RNA. RefSeq names its product family with sequence similarity 92 member A (gene FAM92A). Gene Ontology annotation, cellular component: ciliary transition zone; ciliary basal body. The record is from RefSeq and is a predicted model, not a curated record. The coding region runs from base 16 to 882 and encodes 288 amino acids. The transcript has 9 exons. Gene Ontology annotation, biological process: cilium assembly. Lineage: Eukaryota; Metazoa; Chordata; Mammalia; Primates; Tarsiidae.